CACACUGUGAGAGAAGGAGACAUGGAAGGAAAGCUGGGAUUGUCACAGAAGUCAAAUUGUGUCAUCCUCUUCAGAGCCGUGUGACGCAGAGUUUAUUAUGGAGGACGUGAAGCCUGAGGGCUGGCGGCAGCUACUUCAGCCCCAUGGUGCAGCUGGCAAAAACAGCACGAGUCUCCUUCGCAGAUCCUCAUCAUGGAGGAGGCCUGGGGAGCGGGGUUAUUAUGAGGGCCCCGCAGCGCAAGUGAAUGAGCCCCCUUGCGGAGCUCGUCCGCUGAGCUGCAUAGAGGGUGGCAGGAUGGACAAAUGGCUUCAGACACUGGAGAGACUCCAAUCACGUUGGCUUCAGAAUCAAAUACCUCAGUUUGCAGACAGGACGGUAUCAAUGCCAGUUCUCCCGAAUGAGACGGCGGGAAGUAACCCACUAUGUCCUGAUGUUUCCUCUCUGCGCAGGAGGAAUCAGACCCCUAGCGUCUGUCCCAGUGUGUGUGAAAGCUCCUCGAGCAGCCUGGAGUCUGUUCACAUUAAAGCUGCUCCUGCUGCAGAAAGAGCUCAGUUCUGCGCUCUCGCUCCAGUUCGCUUCGGCUGGCUGCCCAUACAAAGACAUGUGAUACUGACGGACAUCUCUGACAAGCACCAUGACAACAGUAGGUGCCAGCAGAAACUGAAGUCUCCCAUCACUCCAGUGUUGCUCAGCACUCCUGCCAAACUUAAUGGACCAAGACCAAAUGACAGGGAAACUUCGAGGCCUGAACCUGUAGGCUUUACAUACUGGAGGACACCUGAAAAAACACCAUCCAUCCUCCAUCAGGCUUCGGGAUCUGUGAGCUCCGAGGGAGGACGAAAUGGACCGCAAGCCUGGAAUCCGAAAGCCGAGAUGGACACAUGCCACGCUGGACCACAUCCCAUGUUGAGAAAUCCCGCAUGCAGGCGUGGAAGCGUGCCGGAGUCCUUCAGCUCCUCAAUAUCGUCCAUCACUAUCACUUCCAGGAAGGUCACGCACACAAACUCCAGGCCUCUGAGUCCAGUGACGAAUAGCCUCGCCGAUGGACGAAGAAAAGCUUUAGUGGUAAAAGUCACUGAACAGAGGACGAAAAGCACUUCCAGCCUGCCCAUCGCCUCGACCUCUGGCUCUGAUCGUGAAGAGAUGGAUCACAGCGUGGUACUGAGAAUAAAGGCAACCAUUGUGAAAAUGACCGAACAGAGAGAGCGUUUCAGUACAGCGAAAUACAGACACAGCUACACUGAAGGACUCCAUAAUGAAUCUAAAGUCAAUCCCUCACCAUUAAACCAACCGUUAACUAUAUCUCUAGAGCCAGGAGGAAACCAGUGGAGGUCCCAGCACAGAUCUAGCCUGUCUCUCUACCUCAACAACCCAAACGAUAGCAGCGCAGCAGGGGAGAGCGACACCAAAACAUACAAGCCACCUCGAAGGCCUCUCAGCUGCGACGCAAGCCUGUUUAACCGUACAGAACUUGGCAGUAAUGCAGUUACACAUCCAGCGUUUCACAACAAGAGCUCUCCUGUUCCCCAGAAGACAAAUAUUGACCUUGUUAGUUCCAGCAGCAGCGAAGCAGGAAGGAGCUGGGCCUCCGGUGCCGAGGACGGGAGCGCAAGGAAAGAGGGGGAUCGUGAGGAACCUAUUUCAGGAAUCAAACCUCUCAUGCUACUAAAAGCAGCAGAUAACUCGGCUGAUCUGAGCGCAGACGCCGUCCUGGCCCUGAACGCCGUUGCGAAUAUCGCCAACAUAAAGCUGCAGGCCCAGCAGAGACGAACUACAUCCCACACAGCAACAGCAGUGUGUUUAACAGAGGAUAGAGGGCAAAAUGAACACAGAGAGCUCAAAGAAGAGGCUGCUGGUGCUGAUGGAAAGAACAAAACAUGUCCAGCAGAUCAAUGUGUGGAUUUUGUCCCAUUUGAGUCCCAAAAUGACCUUUCUGAAACUGCUUUGGCUCCACUGUCACUUAGCGAGGCUUUAGCGAUCAGACGGCCUGAUUUCAUCCAGCGCUCACAGGCCAGAGUUCGAGCCCUGGAGAGGAGGUCGCAGGAGAGGCAGAACUCCCACAGCUCACCGCAGACACUCGAGAGCGGAGAAAGCCUUGUGAAAUCCAAAGACAGAAGCAUCAUGGGAAAGAGUCUACAGCUGCGGUCCAGGAGGUUACUCAAGGGAGCUCGUCUGGAGUCUGUUUCACACCUGAAGAUAGCUGGUACAUUGACCCUGGGACGGGACAUCAAUCCCAGACCUCUGAAUUACGUCAACAAAGACCUCGGGGGCCCAUGA
Molecule: messenger RNA, 2278 nt
Organism: Sinocyclocheilus rhinocerous
Lineage: Eukaryota; Metazoa; Chordata; Actinopteri; Cypriniformes; Cyprinidae
Exons: 11
Coding region: 98-2278 (726 amino acids)
Source: RefSeq, a predicted model, not a curated record